This is a messenger RNA of Peromyscus maniculatus bairdii (prairie deer mouse), 4415 nucleotides long. It is a transcript of the gene Grm6, whose product is annotated as glutamate metabotropic receptor 6. The record is from RefSeq and is a predicted model, not a curated record. Gene Ontology annotation, molecular function: G protein-coupled receptor activity. Gene Ontology annotation, biological process: G protein-coupled receptor signaling pathway. Gene Ontology annotation, cellular component: membrane. NCBI's taxonomy places the organism in Eukaryota, Metazoa, Chordata, Mammalia, Rodentia, Cricetidae.
UUGGCAUAUUGAGGAUGGAGUGGCCAAGCUUUUUGGUGUUGCUAGGAUCCAGGCUUGUACCCUUGAAACCCAGAUAACCAAUCUGGGUCAGGCACAAUCGAAAGACAGUCUAGGGGAGAAACAGACCCAGGGAGCCAGAGACAGGGAGAGGGAAAGAGAGCCCUUCCUCCACUCGCAAGCUCUGGAGGGGAUCUCUGCCCUCACCCUCAUCCCUCCCCGGAAUCCUUAAAUCCUCUAGGCUAGAGCCCUGGUUUUACAGCAGUCGAAGAUUCGUCCUACUGGCCAGAGCCCGUGAGCAGAUGGCGCGGCUUCGGGUGCUGAUGCUGUCGCUGGCCUGGUGGCUGUCGCAGGCGGGCGUGGCACGCGGUGCGGGCUCGGUGCGCCUGGCGGGCGGCCUGACGCUGGGCGGCCUGUUCCCGGUGCACGCGCGGGGAGCGGCGGGGCGUGCGUGCGGGGCGCUGAAGAAGGAGCAGGGCGUGCACCGGCUGGAGGCGAUGCUCUACGCGCUGGACCGCGUCAAUGCCGACCCGGAGCUGCUGCCCGGCGUGCGGCUGGGCGCGCGGCUGCUCGACACCUGUUCGCGGGACACCUACGCGCUGGAGCAGGCGCUGAGCUUCGUGCAGGCGCUCAUCCGAGGGCGCGGCGACGGCGACGAGGCCAGCGUUCGCUGCCCCGGAGGCGUCCCCCCGCUGCGCACCGCGCCCCCAGAGCGCGUGGUGGCCGUGGUAGGCGCCUCGGCUAGCUCCGUGUCCAUCAUGGUCGCCAACGUCCUGCGCCUGUUUGCGAUACCCCAGAUCAGCUAUGCCUCCACAGCCCCCGAGCUCAGUGACUCCACACGCUAUGACUUCUUCUCCCGAGUGGUGCCCCCUGACUCCUACCAGGCUCAGGCCAUGGUAGACAUUGUGCGGGCGUUGGGGUGGAACUACGUGUCUACACUGGCCUCGGAAGGCAACUACGGCGAGAGUGGGGUCGAGGCCUUUGUGCAGAUCUCUCGGGAGGCUGGAGGUGUCUGUAUUGCUCAAUCAAUAAAGAUCCCCAGGGAGCCAAAGCCGGGAGAAUUCCACAAAGUGAUCCGGAGGCUCAUGGAAACGCCUAACGCUCGGGGCAUCAUCAUCUUUGCCAACGAGGAUGACAUCAGGAGGGUCUUGGAGGCAACACGCCAGGCCAACCUGACUGGCCACUUCCUUUGGGUUGGCUCAGACAGCUGGGGAUCCAAGAUCUCCCCCAUCUUGAACUUAGAAGAGGUGGCUGUGGGGGCCAUCACCAUCUUGCCCAAAAGGGCUUCCAUCGAUGGAUUUGACCAGUACUUCAUGACUCGUUCCCUGGAGAACAACCGCCGAAACAUCUGGUUUGCCGAGUUCUGGGAAGAGAAUUUUAACUGCAAACUAACCAGCUCAGGUGGCCAGUCAGACGAUUCCACCCGAAAAUGCACAGGUGAGGAACGCAUCGGCCAAGACUCCACCUAUGAGCAGGAGGGGAAGGUGCAGUUCGUGAUCGAUGCGGUGUAUGCCAUCGCCCACGCACUUCACAGCAUGCACCAGGCACUCUGCCCAGGCCACACGGGUCUGUGCCCAGCCAUGGAGCCUACUGAUGGCCGUACGCUGCUGAACUACAUUCGAGCGGUCCGCUUCAAUGGCAGCGCAGGAACCCCGGUGAUGUUCAAUGAGAAUGGAGAUGCCCCCGGGCGCUACGACAUCUUCCAGUACCAGGCAACCAAUGGCAGUGCCAGCAGUGGCGGGUACCAGGCUGUGGGCCAGUGGGCAGAGGACCUUAGACUGGAUAUGGAAGCCCUGCAGUGGUCAGGCGACCCCCACGAGAUGCCCCCUUCUCAGUGCAGCCUCCCCUGUGGGCCUGGCGAACGGAAAAAGAUGGUGAAGGGCGUCCCCUGUUGUUGGCACUGUGAAGCCUGCGAUGGGUACCGCUUCCAGGUGGAUGAGUUCACGUGCGAGGCCUGUCCAGGGGACAUGAGGCCCACACCCAACCACACUGGCUGCCGACCCACACCUGUGGUGCGCCUGACCUGGUCUUCUCCAUGGGCUGCUCUGCCCCUUCUCCUGGCCAUCCUGGGCAUCAUGGCCACCACCACCAUUAUAGCCACUUUCAUGCGCCACAACGACACUCCCAUCGUCCGAGCCUCUGGCCGUGAGCUUAGCUACGUGCUGCUCACUGGCAUCUUCCUGAUCUAUGCCAUCACCUUCCUCAUGGUCGCCGAGCCUUGUGCAGCUGUCUGCGCUGCCCGAAGACUCUUGCUUGGCUUGGGCACGACCCUCAGCUACUCAGCCCUGCUCACCAAGACCAACCGCAUCUACCGCAUCUUUGAGCAGGGGAAGCGCUCUGUUACACCACCACCCUUCAUCAGCCCCACAUCGCAGCUAGUCAUCACCUUCUGCCUCACCUCCCUGCAGGUGGUGGGAGUGAUAGCGUGGUUGGGGGCCCAGCCCCCACACAGCGUGAUUGACUAUGAGGAGCAGAGGACGGUGGACCCGGAGCAGGCCAGGGGUGUGCUCAAGUGUGAUAUGUCUGAUCUGUCCCUCAUUGGUUGCCUGGGCUACAGUCUCCUGCUCAUGGUCACGUGCACGGUGUAUGCCAUCAAGGCCCGAGGUGUGCCUGAGACCUUCAAUGAGGCCAAGCCCAUCGGCUUCACCAUGUACACCACCUGUAUUAUCUGGCUGGCUUUUGUUCCCAUCUUCUUUGGCACCGCCCAGUCGGCCGAGAAGAUCUACAUCCAAACGACCACACUGACUGUGUCCCUGAGCCUGAGUGCAUCGGUGUCCCUUGGCAUGCUCUACGUGCCCAAAACCUACGUCAUCCUCUUCCAUCCGGAGCAGAACGUGCAGAAGCGGAAGCGCAGCCUCAAGACAACCUCCACGGUGGCAGCCCCGCCCAAGAGCGAGAACACAGAGGAUGCCAAGUAGCAAGGUGGAGGGUGGGUGCCACAGGUUGCUCCCUGUCCUUUCUUUGCUUCUCCUGGCUUCACAGUGGAAGCUGCGAAGAUCUACAGUGACCAUCACAGGCUGGCAAUGUGUGAAGACCAUGUCCAGCACAGCUGGGCACGCCUUCAAAAAGAGCUAGGCCCUGAGCCAUGCGGGACUUCUGCUUUCCUGGGCAUGCCAACCUCAUCAUUCCGCCCUUCCUACCCACAAUAGGAAAUACUCGCUUCCAGGUGUCUACCUUAAGACUAAACUGAUGCCUUCUGGGCAGGCACUCAAAGACCAUGGUGAAGCCAUGCCAGGUUGGGGUGAGAUUUAUCUUGAUCCAACAGCAUAACCUUGGGGCUGGCCAGGGUGUCAGUAUGUGAGAUCCACAACAUGAAAUCCAGGGUUAGAGCUGAGGGGAUUGCAACCGCCACAAAAGGAAACCUUGGGGAGGGGGAGUGUGUGUCUGUAUUUAGGUGGAUAUCAUUUUCAUAGCACAGAGGGCAGAGCCUGUGUGAGAGUCCUGGAAGCCAGGGUGGGCCUGCAGCAUAGAGUGGGGUGGUACAGGGAACUGCGGCAGCCUUCUGUGAGGUGGUUUCCCAUUCGGUCUUCUCCACAGGGUCACCCACAAAGUUUGGCAGCGUUUCUUUGCUGUGUAUGUUCCCGUAAAUUGCUCCAACCUGAAAAAAUGCCAACACAUUAGUGUUGUGUGAGAGAAUAAAGAACAACUGGACUUCUUCAGGGGGUUCCAGGAACAGUCUUGUUUCUGUGGUGAGGAUUAUUAUUAUUGUUUUUUUCUUGAGACAAGGUCUCACUAUGUAGCCCUGGCUGUCCUGAAACUAUGUAGACCAGGCUAGCCUUGAAUUCACAGAGAUCUGCCUGCCUCUGCUUCCCAAGUGCUGGGAUCAAAGGUAUGUGUAGCUAUGCCUGGCUUAAUUUUAAAUGAUAAGGUUGGCUCUAAAGGCUCUCCCCACGUGUUCUUGGAGUGCCCUCUAAAAGGUGGGUAUGAGGCACAUGGAGGAAGCUACUGGAGAACCUUGCAUGGACUUUCAUUUUCUACUAAUCUUUCUUUUACAGAGCUGGUAUUUAGUUAGGGAAGUUUGUUUCCUGUUUUUAAAUGUAUUGAGUUAGCUGUUUUAACUUAUUGUGAAUUCUCCAGUGUUUAAGGUACAGGACUAAAUUUUGAAAACGAGCUGCACUUCAGUGGACAGAUGCUCCAAGGUAUAGUGAGUUUUGACCUGGAGGUGCAAUACUUGAGCAUUCUGAGACCACCACCAAGGCUUCUCUGCAGACUGUUUCUGCUGUAUAGAUCUCCGUGCCCACUCCACGUGUUCCCAGUUUGUCCACAGUUCAAAGCGUGGCGUUGCAUUUACUGCUGAAUGCUUUUUGAGGCUCCUGCUAAGGCUCCUGUUCUGUCUGAGUCCCCGGAAGUGUGAAAUGUGUCCUCUUGAGGAAAAGAGUGUGACUGAUCUCUUCCAGAGUCAGUGAGUCAAGGUCUGA